AUGGAUGACCUCAAAUUAUUUGCUCCUAAUUAUACCCAACUGCUGGAGUUGCUACAAAUCACUAGUGAUUUUAGUAAUGCCAUCAGGAUGGAGUUUGGGACGGAUAAGUGUGCGGCCGUUCAUGUGGAGAAAGGUAAAAUUACAAGUUCAGAGGGCACUGAUAAUCCUCUGAACUUUAGAACCCUUUCUGAGGCUGAAACAUACCGAUACCUGGGCAUGUCACAAAAUGUCGGUGUUGAUGAGGGCAGCGUAAAACAAUCGGUUCGUGAUGUGUUUUUUGAUCGCCUGACAAAAGUUCUUAACAGUCUUUUGUCAGGCGCGAAUAAAGCACGCGCAUAUAACUGUUGGGUCAUGCCCGUCCUCACGUAUACCUUUGGCAUACUCAGGUGGACUCAAACCGAGCUCGACGCCCUGGACAGAAAAGUCCGCACAGUUAUGACGUCCCACAGGAUGCAUCACCCGAGAUCGUCAAUUAUGAGACUGUACUUACCGCGAAAGCAUGGUGGGCGAGGCCUUUUAAGUGCCCUCACCAUGCAUAAUCGCGAAGUGUGCAGCCUCCGUAGCUACUAUUUGGCGAAAUCGGGUGAUGGAAUCCACACGGAUGUCAUAUCUUGUGACAAAGAACUAACCCCCCUAUCCUUGGCCAACGAGCAAUGGCAGGACCCGGCAGUGCAGAGCGUCUCUGACCGGGAGGCAAUAUGGAAAGAGAAAGAGCUCCACGGGAGGUUCUACAAGGCUCUUCAUGAGCCCUUCGUAGAUACAGUAUCAUCCCACCACUGGCUACGCUUCGGGGACCUUUUCGGGGAAACCGAGGGUUUUGUCUGUGCGAUACAGGAUCAGGUUAUUAAGACCAACAACUAUCGGAGAUACAUCCUAAAGGACGGCACCGUCGACAUUUGUCGAGCAUGUCGCCGUCCCGGUGAGUCACUUAGGCAUGUUAUCUCCGGUUGUUCGGCGCUUUCUAACACUGAGUAUCUGCACAGACACAACUUAGUAGCCCGGAUUGUCCAUCAGGAGCUCGCUCUUAAGUAUGGUCUUCUGGAUGUUAGACUGCCUUAUUAUAAGUACGUCCCGGAAGCCGUGCUCGAAAAUAACCGCGCCAGGCUCUACUGGGACCGGUCCAUCAUCACAGACAGGACUAUUCCAGCGAAUAAGCCUGACAUUGUGUUGAUGGACCGGGCACAGUCAGGGAUAUUUUUGGUAGACAUAGCGAUCCCCCAUGACGAGAAUCUCGAGAAUGCCGCAACAGAGAAGAAAAGAAAAUAUCUAGACUUGGCACACGAGGUUUCUGACAUGUGGGGUAGCUUGUCGACUGAAAUUAUACCGAUAGUGGUUUCUGCAAAUGGUUUAAUUCCAGUCAGCCUCUCUGGAUACUUGAGGAGGCUGGGGCUCCGGGACGGUGUGCUCCGAGCUCAAAUGCAGAAAGCGGUGCUUCUCGAUACCGCCCGAAUUGUCCGCCGGUUUCUUUCCCUUUCUCCCUGA
Messenger RNA from Papilio machaon (common yellow swallowtail), 1482 nucleotides. RefSeq lists its product as uncharacterized. NCBI's taxonomy places the organism in Eukaryota, Metazoa, Arthropoda, Insecta, Lepidoptera, Papilionidae. The coding region runs from base 1 to 1482 and encodes 493 amino acids. The record is from RefSeq and is a predicted model, not a curated record. The transcript has a single exon.